Molecule: messenger RNA, 4113 nt
Organism: Xenopus laevis (African clawed frog)
Lineage: Eukaryota; Metazoa; Chordata; Amphibia; Anura; Pipidae
Gene: prrx2.S
Product: paired related homeobox 2 S homeolog
Exons: 4
Coding region: 254-1003 (249 amino acids)
Biological process (GO): regulation of DNA-templated transcription; regulation of transcription by RNA polymerase II
Cellular component (GO): nucleus
Molecular function (GO): DNA binding; RNA polymerase II cis-regulatory region sequence-specific DNA binding; DNA-binding transcription factor activity, RNA polymerase II-specific
Source: RefSeq, a predicted model, not a curated record
AGAAAAGGGGGGAGAGUAAAAAGUUUGUUUUCUUCUAGACGUCAGCGAAAAGGCGUUUUUUUUUUUGGUCACUUGGCUGAGAGUGAAUGUGAGAGUGAGCCGGUCCCUGCCCUACAGGGGGAGAAGCAUUUAGGCACAGGGAGCUUUUGGGGAAGGGAGAGGAAAGUGCUGCAACAAGUUUAGGGAUAAGAAAGUGUGACUGUCGGUGAGUAGAGACAGGCAGAAAGGAGCAUAAAAGUCCUGGGCAGGUGGUAUGGACAGAGAUUUUGGUCUGGACAAGUCGAUAGCCCUCAAUGAAAUGCGGAUCCUGGAACCCUCUGAGCUCCCCCACGGAAGGAAGAACUUUAGUGUCAGUCACCUCUUGGACCUGGAAGAGGCAGUGGUGGCAGGGAUGCAAGAGACCGCAGAUAUGUCAGCGCCAGCGGAGGACGACGACAAGGAACCGGUGUCUGGGGGAAGCAGUGACAGCGAAGUGACAAUUCAGGAAGGAGGAAGCCCAAAUCCCAGCAGCAGCAAAUCCUCCAGGAAGAAGAAGCAGAGGAGGAACCGAACAACAUUUAACAGCAGCCAGUUGCAAGCUCUGGAGAGGGUCUUUGAGAGGACUCACUACCCGGACGCCUUUGUACGGGAAGAUCUUGCACGCAGGGUUAGUCUGAGCGAGGCCAGAGUACAGGUCUGGUUCCAGAACAGACGAGCCAAGUUCCGGAGGAAUGAAAGAGCCAUGCUUGCCAGCCGUUCAUCUACCCACCUAAAAUCAUUCAGCCAGGACGCAGGCGUGGAGCAGCAGGUAUCACCCCAAGCAAGCACCCUGACCCCCGAAUAUAUGCCCUGGAACUCAAACAGCAACUACAGCAAUGCCAGCCUGCCACCCUAUAGCCCAACUACAACUGCCACCAGCACGGCGCCAACCCAAGGGGUCAAUAUGGCUGACAGCAUUGCAAGCCUACGACUAAAGGCCAAGGAGUUCAGCUUGCACCAGAGCCAAGUGCCCACUGUAAACUAAACCGCCAGAGGAUGAACAGACUAUUCUGAGACAGGCUGGAGUGCACCGACACAACACCAAAACGCCUGUGGGCAACAGAGGUUCAGAGACUGAAAGAGCCAACAAAGCAAUGUUACUGAAAUAUGACCUGCCUGCCAUUAGGAACCCCAAAAUCUGGGGCAGAAGAAUGCUGCAUAAAGUAUUCCCAGCAUUGCAGGUGGGCAGCACAACAGUAAUCUGACAUUUGGUGUGGGGUGUAAAUAAGCAGCCUUUGGGGGGAUUAGGUGGUACAAUACUUGUUCUGGAUUUAUAACCCAUUAUUUACUCACAUGGUCCUGGGCUCUAUCCCUCUGCCCAGCCUUUCUAGCACCCUAGAUACUCUCUGUAUAUAUGUACAUAGCAAUGAUCCCUUGUAAAUACAGGCCCUUUAUAUGGUACUUUACAUGCUAUGCCAGGUGUACCCUAGAUUAUCAUUGCAACAAUACUUGGUCAGUAUCAGCCUUUACCUGACCCCUCCCAGGUAGGACUGCAACUCCCAGCAUGCCCUGUGAAUUGCAAUAUUGCACAGCUGGGGAGAGGGGGCAGAGUUUGUCUAACCUUGAUUUAAUGGUUUCUAUGAAUAAAACCACUGACACAGGGCAAUCUGAGGGAGACAGAAGGGCAUUUUAUAUCUGUUACCUGUUCCUCUACUUGUACAAUGUUACUAAUUUAGUUCAAACUAAUUUGUCGUUAGGGCUCAUACACCAGCUUGGAGGCAUAAGAGCCCUUUUACAUCAAGUCUCCCAAUAUGUCCAGCACCUUGAGGUGAUCAGGUGACCACUGGGCAUUCCCAGCUAUGGAGCGGUGUCACUGAUACCAGCAAGAGAUACAGGGAAUCCAAGGCGUGUCUGUUCACCAUUACAGGUGCUAAGCCUAUGCAUCCAUGUCAGGCUUUAGUUGUCCUUUAAAAAGACUACUCCCUUUGCAGAAGAUGGCUUCUCAGCCUGUCAGGGACUAUAUUGUGCAACCACUGCCAGAGUCACACAAGAACCUUAACCAAGUGCUUAGGCUCAUGAAUUCCUUAUUAUCAUUAAUUGAUGUAUCAGUCUUUACUAAGACAGCGUACAGGGCUCACAGGGGGACUGGCUCUCAAUACAUUGGUAAUAUAAAGGAAACAACUAUUUCAAAGGUCUAGUAACCCAUAACAACCAAUUAGGCCUUUACUUUAGACAGGGGGUCAGUAACUGGUUUCUAUGGAUUGUUAGGACUAAUGCAAACUUUGUGAUGUUUAAUAUAUUAGCCUCUUUCUGGAGAGUGGGACAUGUCAGGAGUUUGCCAGGGACUGCACCAUACCUACGGCAAUUCUACCUGAGCACAAUCUCUGAUCCAUCUUGUUGUGCAUCUAUAUAAAUGAAAGAAAAUCUGAAUUAGAGACACAGACAGCUGUUGGGAUCACCAUCUCUCACCUGCUGGCCAAAUAUACAGUGAGCAAUAUCUCAGACAACCUUUGCUACUACCAGUGCAGAGAUCUACAACUCCCACCAGUAGCUUGACUGAGAUAGGGUCUCCGGAGAGCUGUAGCGUUUCUGCAGAAUUUGGGAAACUAUAUCACAGUUGUGAAAUUCAUGCUUUGCAGAUGUAUGCUUUGCAGCAAUAACAGCAUGAUUAGGGUUGCCACCUUUUCUGGAAAAAAAUACCAGCCUAUAUAUUUAUCUUUUUCCCCUAUUAAUAAUAUUGGGACCAGCUAUCAUAAAAUACCGGCCAGGUGGCAGCCCUAAGCAUGAUGUAUUUUUGGGGUAAGUACACUGCAGCUUUGUAGUGUCAGUCAUAUUGGAUUGUUGUGCUGGGCAGAAUUGCCUCAGAGUAUUUGGGCUGGGCAGAUGACACUUGUGCAGCUCAAUGUAUAAAUAGGGUCACAGUUUCUCAAUUGGAUUGGGAUCAGGGCUUUAAUUGGGCCAUUGCAGAACAUGCACCUUUGUAAAUUCAAAUAGGAGGACAGAAGGACAAUAUGCAGGAUGACUGCUAAUGUGCAAUUUAUUGCUUAUCCACACGACAUGUGUCAAGGGCCUGUGACGCCCGAAACAUGUCGUGUGGAUAAGCAAUAAAUUGCACAUUAGCAGUCAUCCUGCAUAUUGUCCUUCUGUCCUCCUAUUUGAAAUUUACAUUGGUAUAUGUAGGUGCAUGGACGGAGCACCUGAGAGACAGUUGGACUAGCUACACUAUGCUUACAGGUGUGUAAAUUACUGAUUGAAAGAACAUGCACCUUAUUGUUCUGGAGCUGCUCUGGUGUCACUUUGCCUCGGGUUUAGGAUCAUUGUGCCAACUUUGUCCCAAGAUACAGUUCCCUUGUCAUAUCUCCCUGUAUUAGGCACCAGCCAUACUCCCUUUAUUCUAACAUUUUUUAUUCCAUGUCCCUGUUGGGCAUAGCACCCCACGUCUCUGUAUUUAGGGGCCAGUCAUAUCCAGACCUCAGAGUAACAACGCAAUUCAUGUGAGUGACCAACCUGCAAACCCCUUGGUUCCAUUCUAUUCUCUCUUAGUAAUGGCUUUUAAAUAUUUAGGGAACGUGUUUCAGAGGCUAAAACACAAUCUCUCAGCAAGACAAUGAUCCCAAAGUAACACUGGGGGUGAAUGUCCUGCAACUGCCCAAUCACAGCCCUGAUCCCAAUUUAGAGACUCAGUGUUGGAAAACCAAGGGGCACAAGUGUCAUCCCACCAACCUAAAUAACCUGUGGCUGUGCCAGGGACAAUGGGCCAAAAUGACUCCCUAACAGUGUGCAGAUCUGAUCUGUACUUACCCCAAAAGUCUCCAGGGAAUAUAAAAGCAUUGGAGGGGGAUAUACAUGCAUACAUCAUAAUUCAGAUUUUCAGAGUUUUGUGCUUUGAAAUACAAAUAUCACAGAGAACAAAGAUGGUCAGUAUAACGAGUCCCGGGCAAGAGGCAAAUAACACAAACAAGGCAUUGCAAAAUAAUAAUAUACGCUACAUUUUAUCAUUAUGCAGUCGCAAAUGUAAGAAUGUUAUGAAACCCUCUCCUCCCAGAGUCGUGUGUCCUUCAAGUGUAAUGUUCCUACAGUGACAAUGUAUAUGAUUCCUCUCUGUAAAUGCCCGACCAAUACAUGAAAGAUUCAAAAUAAAACCUACACAAGUCA